GAGGAAGAGAAUAGAUGAAGCUCGGAGUUCAGGACCCCGCCCACGUCCAGCCCAUGCAAGGCUUAUCCGCCUCAGCCACCCGGCAGCAGGCUGGACGCGCGGCGCACCCGUACGGGUCCUGUUAAACCUAAGGAGCCCUGCAUUCUCACUAAGAAUGGAAAUCCCACCGACCCACUUCCCAGCCGCCAGGGCGGCCUCAGUGGCGGAGAACUGCAUAAACUACCAGCAGGGGACCCCCCACAAAGUGUUUCUGGUGAAGACUGUCAAACAAGCCAGCAUGGAGGAUAUUCCAGGAAGAGGACAUAAAUAUUGCCUUAAAUUUUCUGUGGAAGAAAUUAUCCAAAAACAAGUAACAGUGAACUGCACAGCUGAAGUACUUUACCCUCUGGUGGGACAAGAUACUGUACCAGAAGUCAACUUCACAUUUGAAGGAGAAAUUGGAAAGAACCCAGAUGAAGAAGAUAAUACAUUUUAUGAAAGGCUCAAGUCUAUGAAGAAACCACUAGAAGCACAAAAUAUUCCAGACAGUUUUGGAAAUGUAUCUCCAGAAAUGAAGCCAAUUCGACAUUUAGCCUGGGUUGCCUGUGGUUAUAUAGUAUGGCAGAAUUCUACUGAAAAUACUUGGUAUAAAAUGAUGAAAAUUCAAUCUGUCAAGCAAGUGCAAAGAAAUGAUGACUUUAUUGAAUUAGACUACACCAUUCUACUUCAUGACAUUGCAUCUCAGGAGAUAAUUCCUUGGCAAAUGCAAGUUCUCUGGCAUCCGCAAUAUGGUACUAAAGUAAAACAUAAUAGCCGUCUGCCAAAGGAAGCAUUCAUGGAAUAAACCAAGACACCAACACUAGAAUGAAGAGUAACACGCUUAUUAAUGAGUGCAUGCCAGUCUUCAUUGGUAUCUAGCUUAAGUGUCACUUUCUAUAAAUGUCUUGAUUACAGUAUAGAACUAUGUAGAUUCCAUAAUAAAAAGUAUCACUGUGUUAAAAUGUAUAGUGCUAUGUAUACUCCAUAAUAAAAAGUUUCAAUUCCA
Messenger RNA from Choloepus didactylus (southern two-toed sloth), 1024 nucleotides. RefSeq names its product latexin (gene LXN). NCBI's taxonomy places the organism in Eukaryota, Metazoa, Chordata, Mammalia, Pilosa, Megalonychidae. Gene Ontology annotation, molecular function: metalloendopeptidase inhibitor activity. Bases 155 to 823 code for a protein of 222 amino acids. The transcript has 6 exons. The record is from RefSeq and is a predicted model, not a curated record.